Syngnathus acus (greater pipefish) is the source of this 2690-nucleotide messenger RNA. It is a transcript of the gene mta1, whose product is annotated as metastasis associated 1. Gene Ontology annotation, cellular component: nucleoplasm; NuRD complex. The transcript has 18 exons. Lineage: Eukaryota; Metazoa; Chordata; Actinopteri; Syngnathiformes; Syngnathidae. Gene Ontology annotation, biological process: negative regulation of transcription by RNA polymerase II; double-strand break repair; response to ionizing radiation. Gene Ontology annotation, molecular function: chromatin binding; histone deacetylase binding; sequence-specific DNA binding. The coding region runs from base 161 to 2056 and encodes 631 amino acids. The record is from RefSeq and is a predicted model, not a curated record.
GAUCCGGCCACCAUUUUCCAACACACAGCGGCGGCAGCGCAGCUAGCAGCACGGCCCACCGACAGCCAGGGAAGCAGGCGAGCGGGGAGACGGCGAGCCGACCCACCCUCACGACCCGGAGAGAGGAAGCGUCCUUCCCCUCGGCACCGGCGGGGCAGCCAUGGCGGCCAACAUGUACCGGGUCGGAGAUUAUGUUUAUUUUGAGAACUCGUCCAGUAACCCGCUGCUGAUCAGGAGGAUCGAGGAGUUGAAUAAGACCGCCAAUGGGAACGUGGAGGCCAAAGUGGUGUGCUUUUACAGACGGAGGGACAUCUCCAGCACGCUCAUCGCCCUGGCCGACAAGCACGCCAGGGAGCUGGAGGAGGAGAUGGAGAACCCCGAGAUGACCGACCUCCCCGAGAAGCAGAAACAUCAGCUCAGACACAGGGAGCUCUUCUUAUCCCGCCAGCUCGAGUCCCUCCCGGCCACGCACAUCAGGGGGAAAUGUUGUGUGACGCUGCUGAAUGAGACAGAAGCGCUCAAGUCGUACCUGGACAGAGAGGAUGCCUUCUUCUACUCGCUGGUGUACGACCCCCAGCAGAAGACCUUGCUGGCCGACAAGGGCGAGAUCCGGGUGGGCAACAAGUAUCAGGCCGACAUCACUGACCUGCUCAACGAAGGUGAGGAGGAUGCCAGGGACCUGGAGAAACUGGAGGAGAAGAUCUGGGAGCCCAGCAGUUCGCUGACGGAGAAGCAGAUUGACCAGUUUUUGGUGGUCGCUCGGUCGGUGGGUACAUUUGCCCGAGCCUUAGACUGCAGCAGCUCCGUGCGCCAGCCCAGCCUUCACAUGAGCGCCGCCGCGGCCUCCAGAGACAUCACCUUGUUCCACGCCAUGGACACGCUGCACGGCACGGGCUACGACGUAACGCGGGCCAUCGCAGCGCUGGUGCCCCAGGGCGGCCCAGUUCUGUGUCGCGACGAGAUGGAAGAGUGGAGCGCCUCCGAGGCCAACCUGUUCGAGGAGGCGCUGGAGAAAUACGGAAAGGACUUCACCGACAUCCAGCAGGAUUUUUUACCCUGGAAGUCCCUGACGAGCAUCAUCGAGUAUUACUACAUGUGGAAGACCACUGACAGAUAUGUGCAGCAGAAACGAUUAAAGGCAGCCGAGGCCGAAAGCAAGUUGAAGCAGGUCUACAUCCCCAACUAUAACAAGCCAAACCCCAACCAGCUGAGCAGCAACAACCCAAAGCCCGUGGCCCUGGUCAACGGAGCGGCCGGAGCCGCAGCGCCCGGAGCCGCAGCGCCCGGACACCCGGGACUGCCGGGUCCGGGGCAGAACCCACCGCCACUCGCACGAGCCUGUGAAAGCUGCUACACCAACAGUUCCUACCAGUGGUACUCGUGGGGUCCGCCCAACAUGCAGUGUCGCCUGUGCGCCUCCUGCUGGACAUACUGGAAGAAGUACGGCGGGCUGAAGAUGCCCACCAGGCUGGACGGGGAGCGACCUGGACCCAACCGCAGCAGCAUGAGCCCUCACGGCGUGCCUCUGCGGCACAGCAGCAGCCCCAAGUUUGCCGUCAAGACGCGGCAGGCCUUCUACCUGCAGACCACCACCCUGACGAGGGUGGCGCGCCGCCUCUGCCAGGACAUCAUCAAGCCCCGCUACCUGGGCCGCCACCCCUACCUCCCCGUCAACACGGCCGCCAUCAAGGCUGAAUGUGCGCUACGGUUGCCAGAUAAAGAUCCCGGCAAGCCUUCGCCGCUCAAACCAACAGAACGCAAACCUCUGGAGUCGGUGGUUCGGUAUCUAGAAGCACAUCCCCGUCCAGUCAAAGUGGAGCCACCCGCCAGGGUGGCGUCCAUCUCCAUGGGCAGCCUGACGCCCAUCAAGUCCUCCCCCAUCCUCAACAACGGCUCCCCCACCAUCCUGGGAAAGCGCAGCUAUGAGCAGCACAAUGGAUUGGACGGCAGCAAAUCCAAAGGCUUGACCCCCCAGUGGGACAUCAUGGCCAAACGCAUGAGUGAGGUGGGCCGGCCCUCGCCCGCCAUGCACGACGAGGUGCACCAACUGGACUGACCUCCUCCGUCCGCCACUCGCAACGACCAGAGGGCGCCAGAACUCACGUUCCACUAAAAGGUUUGGUUGUUGAGUUCAGCUGGAAGGAGCCUAUUGUUUUUGUUUUGGUUUUUCUUCAGCUGUUUGACGGUCCAAUUCUUUGUACAGGACUGUUUAUUACUUGCAUCUUUUGUCGUCAAAAUGUUUUGGUUUUGUUGUUUAUUGUUCCUUUUUUUACCGUCUAUAAUUGCGCUUCUUGCUCUUCUUUGGUGGACAAAUGUUUCAUAAGGAAUGCUUGUGAAGUUAAAAAAAAUCCUGUGGAAGGACUGUAACAUAAGCCACUUGCGACUUGUAUUUUUUUUUUUUUUUUAUGGGUUAUUAUUCCAAACCCCCUGUGAGGAGAUGCACUUUUAUUUCAUGACAUGCAUUAACUCCGUCUAUCUUUUUUUUGGUUAUGGUUGUCAUUUUGAAUUUGAGGGGGGAAAAAAAAGAAAAAAAACGCUUUAUGGGAAUCUUGUUUUGUCUGCCGGGCCUGAGCGCUCUUUGGGCCAAGAGAGGUUUAACUUAUUGAGAAGGACUCGCUGUUUUUUCUACCUUUUUCACAAGUAUUGCAUCUAUGCUUCGAUAAUGUCAUUAAAAAAUACAAAGAGAACAU